Messenger RNA from Raphanus sativus (radish), 1096 nucleotides. RefSeq lists its product as uncharacterized. The coding region runs from base 522 to 956 and encodes 144 amino acids. NCBI's taxonomy places the organism in Eukaryota, Viridiplantae, Streptophyta, Magnoliopsida, Brassicales, Brassicaceae. The record is from RefSeq and is a predicted model, not a curated record. The transcript is spliced from 5 exons.
UGCUAAUUAGAGCGUUGGUUUCUUCGGCCGCCUGGUUCUUCACCUAAGACACGAUUUGGUUUCCUCCGAUGACGUUACAGCUUUCCAUCAUUCUGCCGCAUUGAAGCAGAUUCAAUGCGCUCUUCCCACUCCCCAGCAUUCGUAUAUAUAGAGGAUUUGACAGUCAUCGAAUCAAUCUAAAUCUCUAUCACCACUAUCCGAUAAUGGCUAAGCAACACCUCCAUUCUCGGAGCUCAAGGCAGGCCAGUGUAGGAACUUGGUUGUGACAAGGCUCCUUCGAUUCUGGGAAGCUCGCAAUGCCAAGAAAGUCAACUCUGAUCCAGGGGUCAAUCGGCCUGCACGACUCAAUAAAACUCCACGGGCUGAAAGCAGUGACCUUAUCAUGAUGAAAUGUUUCCGCAGUUACGAAUAGUUCAUGUUCAUGGUCAAUCAGUUCUUAAUUCCUUGACAGUGUCAGAACAUAUUUUCUAUGUUCUCAGCUUCCAACCGGAGUAAAAUUAUAAAAACGAGCAAGUUCACAAAUGUACCUGCUGCUGCAGAAUCACAACUCAUGGUGGCAGUUGCUGCCGGACAGGAAGACCGACACAACUUGGCCUUUCAUGAUCUCGCGCAUAUUUGAUCCCAACCAUCGCCCUAAUUUUGAGAAUCAGGCCACGACAACUCAAGCGAUGACAUGCCAGGACCUGGUUCUGAUUCAAAAAUUCCUUCAGUUGGCGCUGACUUGGUCUCUUCCUGACACCAGCACGAGAGUCGGUGUUGACAAUGUUGUUACUGUUAACAGCAGAGGAAUCAUCAAUGGCGUGGUUUUCGAUGAAGGUGUCUCAGGAGAUGGGUGUGAACGCAAUGUCAAACCUGUUAGGGAAGGUGGCUCUUCUGCAAAGAACCAACGUCAUGUCUCGAAUCUGCACUAUCAUAGUGUGGGACAACUACUCCAGUCACUCUGUUUUCUUUUUUGAAAUUUCCUCAAAAUAAUAAAAGUGUUCCUGCAACAAUCUGUUUCCGUAUUUUUGAUCGUUUAGUUUUAAAAACGUAUUAUGUUCUCAACAUGGAUACGCUUUUGGCAACCUCAAACAAAUAUUUUUAUUGAACCCAUCUA